Messenger RNA from Cyprinodon variegatus (sheepshead minnow), 2284 nucleotides. RefSeq names its product BarH-like homeobox 1 (gene barhl1b). Gene Ontology annotation, molecular function: RNA polymerase II transcription regulatory region sequence-specific DNA binding; DNA-binding transcription factor activity, RNA polymerase II-specific. The record is from RefSeq and is a predicted model, not a curated record. Gene Ontology annotation, cellular component: nucleus. Gene Ontology annotation, biological process: regulation of transcription by RNA polymerase II. The transcript is spliced from 3 exons. The coding region runs from base 166 to 1149 and encodes 327 amino acids. NCBI's taxonomy places the organism in Eukaryota, Metazoa, Chordata, Actinopteri, Cyprinodontiformes, Cyprinodontidae.
UUUAAAGAGCCAAUAGGGAAACUGGAAGUAAAGCGGAUGAAAAUAAGCAACAACGGUGCGUUUCCAGGAUCGACGUCCAAGAUAAAUCAUCUUUCUUAGAAUAAAAUUGACACGUACUACCAAAUGGUCAUUUAAAGAAAAAAGAAUUAAGGCCUCAUCGGAACAAUGGAGGCGUCCGCCAAUGGGUCUAGUUUCGGCAUCGACUCACUGCUGUCACACCGGCCCGGGAGCCCGUUGUCUAAGGGGGACGGCCUGCUUCCUGGGGAGUGCCGCUCGCCCCUGGAGUUCAGCCCCAGGUCGGACGUGGAGAGCGGCUGCUCGUCUCCUCCGUCGCCCCGGAGAGAGUGUGUAGAGGAGGCUGCCCAGAGACAAGUGCACGGCGCGGGACUGCCGCCGCACCUCCAGCACGCACAGAUCUCCGCGGGCGCGCAGCAGCGAACCGUGACCUCCUCUUUCCUCAUCAGGGACAUCCUGGCGGACUGCAAACCGCUGGCCGCCUGCGCGCCCUACUCCAGCAACGGACAGCCGACGCAAGAGGCCGGCAGGCUGGCCUCCAAGAUAGCGGAUGACUUCAUCGAAAAGAUCCACAGCAACUCAUCGUCGGACAGCGAAUAUAAAGUAAAAGAGGAGGGGGACAGGGAGAUCUCCAGUAGCAGGGACAGUCCCCAGGUCCGGCUGAAGAAGCCCAGGAAGGCCCGCACGGCCUUCACCGACCAUCAGCUGGCGCAGCUGGAGCGCAGCUUCGAGCGCCAGAAGUACCUGAGUGUCCAGGACCGAAUGGAGCUGGCAGCGUCCCUCAACCUCACCGACACGCAGGUCAAGACCUGGUACCAGAACCGGAGGACAAAGUGGAAGCGGCAGACUGCGGUCGGUCUGGAGCUGCUGGCGGAAGCUGGGAACUACUCCGCCCUGCAGAGAAUGUUUCCGUCCCCGUAUUUCUACCCGCAAAGCCUGGUGUCCAACCUGGACCCUGGGGCGGCCUUGUACCUGUACAGGGGGCCCUCGGCGCCCCCGCCGGCCCUACAGAGACCUCUGGUUCCGCGGAUCCUGCUGCACGGCCUGCAGGGGGGUGGUGAGCCCCCUCCACCCCCACCGCCUCCUCUGCCCCCCAUGUCCGGAGUGCUUCCCCGGCCCGCUCAGCAGCGGUGAGCUGGGCCCCCUGCUGACUUUCCUCUUUUCUUUUCAACACUUUGGACCCGUUAGAAUAAGCAGGACAAAUAAAGAGAAAAAGAUCAAAGGACGAGAAACAGUUGGGCCUUUGUGGGAAAAAACAGGACGGAACUGAUCCGAAAAGACUAAAAAAAGAAAGAUUUUUCUGUCUGUUUUUUUUAUUAUUAUUUUUAUUUAUAAUUUAUUUAUUAUUCAGGAUGCAGUAAAGUUAAGUAUUUAUUUACACCCAGUUUCAGUAUUCGGAUUCCGGCACUUCGACUUCCAGCCAACUAUUAUUAUUAUUAUUAUUAUUAUUAUUAUUAUUAUUAUUAUUAUUAUUAUUAUUAUUAUUAUUAUUAUUAUUUGCAGGUAAUAUAUGGAUAAAUGAGCAAACUUUCGCUUAUAAAUAAAAAGUAGUCGUUACAUCCAAAGGAAUAUUUUUGUUUUUCAUUCAUAAGUCCUUUAUGUGUAAAUAAGAAAUAAGAAGACUUUUGUUUGUUCGAUCGUUUACUAGUGUCUCCACUUUAAACCAAACCGGUGUGAUAACACAUAUAUGGGGACAAAGGAUGGACUGGAUGUCGAGAUCCACAAACCUUGGUUGUUGCUGAAUUAAUUAAGUCAAAUUAUUUAUAGUUAAGACUGCGGUCUUACCCCCUACAGAUCUUAAAGCAUCGCCUUGGUGAGAGCUCGUUUUGUACCUUUAUCGAUAAUCGAUUAAUCAGACUUGAGGCUGGCGCUCAGGUAGGGCGCUGCCAGAUGAUUUGUUGACGUUGUGAAUCAUUUCUGUUAUUUCAUAUGAAGCUGUGAUAAUAACUCCGUACUGUUCAGACUCUCCUUUAUAUUGGUGAACAUGUAUGUUGCAGAUAUCAACCUUGUGGAGUGAUUUUGGUAUAAUUACAUUUUUCAAUUUCAUUUUUUUUUCUUCUUCUUUUUUUUUUUAAGUUAAUUUAGGCUCUGGAAAGAAGUUCCCUCCCAAAAAGUGGUGAAGUUUAUUUUUUAUCUUUGGAUGAAGUUCACAGCAAAGGCUGGAGUGAUUAAAAAAAUAAUAAAAUAAAACCAGAAAAAGAGUCGGGGGGGGGUAUUUGAUGUAAAAGAGAAUAACUUUUAUAAAUGUGGAAAUAAAAAAUGUCUUUCA